Chaetomium strumarium is the source of this 1752-nucleotide messenger RNA. RefSeq names its product kinase-like domain-containing protein. Gene Ontology annotation, biological process: protein phosphorylation; intracellular signal transduction. The record is from RefSeq and is a predicted model, not a curated record. Lineage: Eukaryota; Fungi; Ascomycota; Sordariomycetes; Sordariales; Chaetomiaceae. Gene Ontology annotation, cellular component: cytoplasm. The transcript has a single exon. Gene Ontology annotation, molecular function: protein serine/threonine kinase activity; ATP binding. The coding region runs from base 1 to 1752 and encodes 583 amino acids.
AUGCAGCAUGUUUCAGCGUUCGGAUACCCUACUCCGCCAGCGUCGCCAGCGUUCGGCCAGCCCUGCGCCAUCCCCAGCCAGCACAUCACCGUCCAGCAGCGCUGCCUCCCCCGGUACGCUCCGGUGGCCCCGGAGGAGAGACUAGGGAGGUUCCUCACCAACUCGUUGCAGCUGCGGGACAUUGUGGGCACCGGCGCCUACGGGGUGGUGUACUCUGCCGUCGACAUCGAGACGAAUGCCCGGUAUGCUGUGAAGUGCCUGAGCAAGUUCAACGCCGACGGGACGCCGCUGGACCGCCGCCAAGUCGCUUUCCAGUCCAGGGAGAUCAGGCUGCACUACCUCGCAUCCACCCACGCCAAUGUGGUGUCCAUCCUCAAGAUCAUCGACUACCUGGACUGCAUCUACGUUGUGCUGGAGUACUGCCCUGAGGGUGACUUGUUCUACAACAUCACUGAGCGCAGGCAGUAUGUUGGUAAGGAUGAGCUGGCCAAGAAGGUUUUCCUCCAGCUUCUGGAUGCCGUGGAGCACUGCCACAGCCUGGGUAUCUACCACAGGGACUUGAAGCCGGAAAACAUUCUCGUCUCCGACCAGGGAGAGACUGUCAAGCUGGCAGACUUUGGCCUUGCUACCUCGGACGAGCGAUCCGAGGAUUAUGGCUGCGGGUCGACCUUCUACAUGUCUCCAGGUGGGUCUUCCAUCAUCAUCUUCUUCUUAACUUUUCUCUUUCGAGUCAAGUCUUUUCCAAACCUAUUCCGGACCAAGGCGCACGCGGAAAGGAAAGACACUCGUCCACUCUUUACUUUCUCGCUCUGUUCCCCCAACAAUAUUUCCCCCCUUUUGCCCAAACUGACUUGUUGUCUUUCCCUUCUCUAUCUAGAAUGCCUGGACCAAUCUGCAAGGAGACCGUUUUAUUACUGCGCACCCAAUGAUGUAUGGAGCCUUGGGGUCAUCCUGGUGAACCUCACCUGUGGACGCAACCCGUGGAAGCAGGCAUCCUAUGAGGACUCCACCUACCGGGCGUACGCAACAAGCCAGGACUUUCUGAAGACCAUCCUCCCAGUGUCGGAUGAACUGAACGACAUCCUGGGAAGGAUAUUCAACCGGAACCCGGACGAGAGGAUCAGGCUUCCCGAGCUGCGCGCUCGGAUUUUGGCCUGCUCCCGGUUUACCGAGCAGCCGACGGCAGCGCCGCUGCCGAAGCUGUCUGUCUCGCCGGACCAACCAACGGAUUACGUUUGCGAGGAAUCGCUCAUCAUGGAUAGCGAGUAUUACGACCAGAACGACGACGACCACGUGCCGCUCUCCCCGACUUCUUCGGACGGGGAGUCGGCGUACUCGUCCGACGAAGGAUCCCUCACCUCGGACAGCGGCAGCAGCGACGGGGACUUUGAUGAAGACGACUACCUGGAGGAGAUGCCGGAGGCCAAGACCCCCCCACCACAGGCGCAAGCGCCCUUCGGAGAUCCGGCAAUCUAUGAGCCAGAGGACUCAGGAUUGGUAUCACCAUAUCAUCAGCAACCGCAGGAGUGCCUCCCCUCUUAUCCUCUGGCUGCUGCUCCGGAGCACAUGCACCCGCCCGUGCCCCUUCCGGUCCAGCCGGCAUGUGCGCCGAAAGUCCAGCUUCCGCUUCACAUGUAUGUCUGGGAUAUCCUGAGGUACGGGCAGCCGACGCCUCCGGUGCCACAGCUUCACCACCCCAUUCCGUUUCAUCAACAGGUUCCUCUGUUUGCCCAUAUGCAGGGCUGCUACUAG